Messenger RNA from Megalops cyprinoides (Indo-Pacific tarpon), 10971 nucleotides. RefSeq names its product cubilin (intrinsic factor-cobalamin receptor) (gene cubn). Bases 1 to 10905 code for a protein of 3634 amino acids. The record is from RefSeq and is a predicted model, not a curated record. Lineage: Eukaryota; Metazoa; Chordata; Actinopteri; Elopiformes; Megalopidae. The transcript has 67 exons. Gene Ontology annotation, molecular function: calcium ion binding.
AUGGCUCUGAAGCAGCAGCUCUCCCAGCUACUCUUCAUCCUCUUCCUCCUCCUCCUCAGUGGGCUCCAGUGUGACUCUGGAGAGAAGAGUCUGAGCCGCAGCAAGAGGGAUAUCAGCAAUGACCAGCCUCGCAUGGUCUCAGAGAGUGGUAACCUGAUCUUCACCACUGGGGACCACAAGGACAUCCGGUUCCAGACCAGUGGAUCAGGGAGUGUCAAGGUGGGGAACGAGGACCUGACACAGCUGCUUGGCCAGAUCAAAACUAAUAAAGGCGAUAUUGAUGACAUUAAGGCCAAUGGAGGGGGAACACCUCCAGAUGUUACUAACCAGAUCAACCAGCUCAACACAAAGGUGUCAACACUUGAAUCAAAGGUUCAAACGAUAGAACAGACGGUCCAGAGGAAGACCUGUGGGAGUAACCCUUGUCAGAAUGGGGGCACCUGUUUGAACCUGCUGGAUGCCUUCCACUGCAUCUGCCCAAACAACUGGCAGGGGCCCAUCUGCGCCGUGGACGUGAACGAGUGCCAGCUCUAUGCGGGAACGACGCAGGGCUGUCAGAAUGGUGCCACGUGUGUCAACAACCCAGGAUCCUAUACUUGUACCUGCCCAGCAGAAUGGUAUGGUCCGCACUGCACCUCUCGCUAUGACGACUGUGUGGGGGCGAGCCAGGAUCUGUGUGUCCAUGGGGUCUGCAUCGACUCAGACAGAGACACGCCUAACCAGCCCAAGUAUAAGUGCAUCUGUGACGCGGGCUGGACAUCACCUCCUGGCGCCUCGGCCUGCACAGCAGAUGUGGACGAGUGCAGCCUUCCCAACAAGCCAUGCUCCACUAACCCCCCAGUGCAGUGCUUCAACACCCUGGGGUCCUUCUACUGCGGUGCCUGCCCUGCAGGCUGGCAGGGGAAUGGAUACAGCUGCCAGGAUGUGGAUGAGUGCGCCACAAACAACGGAGGCUGCUCCACCUCCCCCAUGGUGCAGUGCCUCAACACCAUGGGGUCUUAUCACUGCGGAGCCUGCCCACCAGGCUAUGAAGGGGAUGGAAGGACCUGCACCCAGGCUAACCUCUGUGCCUCCAACAAUGGGGGCUGCCACCCCCUGGCCACCUGCUCUACCCCUCCAGGUAGCACCAUCCCAAUCUGCACCUGCCCCCCGGGGUACACCGGGAAUGGGUAUGGUCCCACAGGCUGCACCCAGACCAGCAACAUCUGCCAGACAAACAAUCCCUGUGUCAAUGGCCAGUGUGUGAGCACAACCACUGGGUAUAUCUGUACAUGUAACCCUGGCUGGACCGGGGUCAACUGUGACCAGAACAUUAACGAGUGUGCCAGCAACCCCUGCCAGAACGGAGGUACCUGCACCGAUGGAAUCAAUGGAUACACUUGUACCUGCACUUCCCAAUGGACAGGACCUCAGUGUCAGACCGCCCAACAAGUGUGUGGAGGAUACCUGACCGGACCAGCCGGUACCUUCAGCUAUCCCAACACCCCCGGCAGCGACCAGUACGACCACAUGGUCAGCUGUGCCUGGGUCAUCAGAGCUGAGCCUGACAAGAUUCUGCGGAUAACCUUCCCUCACUUCGACCUGGAGAACAGCGUCAACUGUAACUACGACUUCCUGCAGAUCCACGAUGGGGAGAGCGCCUCUGCCCACCAGAUCGGGAGGUACUGUGGCACCAACGCCCCGGCCGAGCUCUUCAGCUCCCACAAUUCCCUCUACUUCUGGUUCCGCUCCGACCACUCCAUCAAUGCCGGUGGCUUCACUGUGGCCUGGCAGUCACAGUUACCAGUGUGUGGAGGAGAACUGACCGAGCUGUACGGGUCCAUCAACUCUCCGGGUUACCCUGGAAAUUACCCCCCGAACCGGGACUGCUACUGGACUGUGAACGUGAACCCCGGCCUGCUCAUCCAGUUUGCCUUCGGAACCCUGAGCCUGGAGCAGCACCCCGACUGUAACUAUGACUACCUGGAGAUCCGGGAUGGCCUGCUGCCAGAGGACCCGGUUCUAGGGAAGUACUGCAGUACUGGCUCCCCUCCCCCUCUACAGACCACUGGGCCGGCCGCCUGGGUCCACUUCCACUCGGACUUCAGCGUGAGCGACCGGGGCUUCCACAUCACGUACACCACCUCGCCAUCGGACCCGGGCUGUGGGGGCACCUACACGGACAGCGAGGGGAUCAUCAUCUCGCCCAACUGGCCCAACAACUACGCUCACAACCGCCAGUGCAUCUACAUCAUCCGCCUGCCUCCCAGCGAGGUUGUCUCCCUCAACUUCACUCACAUGGACCUGGAGUCUCACACCGGCUGCUCCUUCGACUACGUGGAGGUGCGGGACGGAACCACUGAAACGGGCCCGCUGAUCGGGAAGUACUGCGGCUCCACCCUGCCUGCCCCCAUCACCUCAAACACCAACGGGCUCUGGGUCCGCUUCAAGUCUGAUGGGUCCGUCAGCCGGGCCGGCUUCCGCGCCAUGUAUGAAGUUGGCUGUGGAGGCACUUUCUCUGGCUCUGGCCAGAUCCGGUCCCCCUACCACCCCAACUCCUACCCGCACGACAAAACUUGCGAGUGGGUCAUCAACCAGCCAGCCGGCUACGUGGUCACUCUCAACUUUCUGACCUUCGACAUCGAGGGCAGCUCCACCUGCCGCUACGAUUACGUGGAGGUACGGGAUGGCUCCACUGCAAGCUCUCCUCUGAUUGGCCAUUAUUGCGGUACCCAGAUGCCGCCCAUGAUCCAAUCCACACAGAGGUCCAUGUUCAUCCGCUUCAAGACAGAUGCAUCUGUCAGCAACCACGGCUUCACGGCCGAGUACGACUCUGCAGAAGAAGGUUGUGGGGAGACCCUGAACGCCCCCUCAGGCAUCAUCACCAGUCCUGGGCAUCCAACUAACUACCCCCAUGGAGCCAACUGCACCUGGUUCAUCUCUGUCGCCCCCGGUAACAUCAUCCGCCUCUCCUUCACUUCAUUCAACCUGGAGUACCACUACAACUGUAUCCGUGACUACGUGGAGGUGUACGACAAUGGCACCGCUGAGACCGGGACCAAACUUGGCAGAUACUGUGGGCGGUCAGUGCCCCCCUCCCUGACCAGCACGGACAACCUGAUGACCAUCCUGUUUGUCUCGGAUGCCAGUCUGGCCACGGAGGGCUUCUCCGCAAACUACGUGUCAAUCAAUGCCACGACAGACUGCAGCCAGCUGUUCACAUCCCCCACUGGAGUGCUGAGCUCCCCCAACUACCCCAGCAACUACCCCAACAACCGCCAGUGCGUGUACCGCAUCGUGGUGGGGGUCAACAUGCAGAUCAUGCUCAACUUCACCGAUUUCUACCUGGAGGGAGUGCACCCCAGCUGCACCUAUGAUUACGUGGAGAUCAGGGAUGGAGGGUACGAGACCUCCCCUCUGAUUGGCAAGUUCUGCGCAACCCAGAGGCCACCUCUGCUGGUCUCCCACAGCAACAGGCUGUGGAUCAAGUUCCGGUCGGACGCCUCUGCCACCUACACGGGGUUCUCUGCUCACUGGGAUGGAACCCUGUCAGGCUGUGGAGGAACCCUGACCACCAGCACGGGCAGCUUCACCUCCCCAAACUACCCCCUGCCGUACCACCCCAAUGCCGAGUGCUACUGGCACAUCAAGGUCAGUCAGGGAAGCCCCAUCCAGCUGCGAUUUGGAGACUUCCACUUGGAGUCCAGCUCCACCUGCUCCUACGACUACCUGGCGGUAUAUGAUGGGAACAGCACCAACGCCCCUGCCCUGGCCAAGCUGUGUGGGACAACGUUGCCCGCGGCAAUUAACUCCACCAGAGACCAGAUGUACGUUAAACUGCGGACUGAUUCCAGCGUCAGCGCUGGGGGGUUCCUGGCCACGUAUACUCAGACCUGCCAGGGUGUAGUCAUAGCCAAUCAGAGCAGAGGGUUCAUCGAGAGCCUUGACUACCCCAACAGCUACGCCCACUCCUCCCACUGCAGCUGGACCAUACACACCACCAUGGGCAACACCAUCAACUACACCUUCACGGCCUUCGACCUUGAGCGCUCCUCCAGUGCCUGCAUCUACGACUAUGUCAAGCUGUAUAACGGUCCAAACGAACAGGCCCCUCUGAUUGGCACUUUCUGCGGGAACACGCCCCCGCCACCCAACACCACCACCAGCUCCUCCCUGCACAUGGUGUUCCGGUCCGAUUCCUCCAUCUCUCACUCGGGCUUCCAGAUGAUGUGGUACCAGAACGGUUGUGGUGGGGAUCUCUCCGGGCCAAGCGGCUCCUUCAACAGCCCCGGGUACCCCAGCAGGUACCCCGAGAACCGCGAAUGCAUCUGGUACAUCCAGACGUCUGCUGGGAGCAGCAUCCAGAUCACCAUCCACGAGUUCGACGUGGAGUACCACCCCGACUGCAACUACGACCUUCUAGAGGUGUAUGGAGGCCCUGACCUGUCGGCCCCACGCCUAGCCCAGCUCUGCACCACGCGGCCCCCCAACAACCCCUUGCAGGUGUCCAGCACGGGGAAUCUGGUGACAGUGCGCUUCAAGUCUGACGCCUACGUCAGUGGCCGGGGCUUCAACGCCAGCUGGCAGGAGGUGCAGGGAGGUUGUGGAGGGGUGUUCACGGCUCCCAGCGGCGAGAUCCACUCGCCAGACUUCCCGAACAACUACCCCAACAAUGUGGACUGCUCCUGGACCAUCAGCGUGGACCAGGGCCACCGAGUGCUCUUCAACUUCAGUGUGCUGGAGAUCGAGUCCCAGUCCUCCUGCAACUGGGACUACGUGGCUGUGUAUGAUGGCCCCAGCCAGACAGCUCCACUCCUGGCUCGGGUGUGUGGGUUCACCCUGCCAGAGCCCAUCUUUUCCACGCAGAAUACCAUCUAUGUGCGCUUCCGGUCUGACAGCAGCCAAAACCACAAGGGCUUCAGCGCGCGCUUCUCGGAAGCCUGUGGCGCCACAAUCAUCAGUGACGAUGUGGGUGGAGCCAUCGCGUCACCACGGUACCCCUACCCCUACCCGGUCAAUCAGAACUGCAGCUGGAUCAUCAAGGCACAGGAGCCAUUUAAUCAUGUGACUCUGUCCUUCACUGACUUCAUUGUGGAGAACCGGUAUGGGAACUGUUCGUCAGACUUUGUGGAGAUCCUGGAUGGGGACAACUACCAGGCCCCCACAGUCGGCCGCUAUUGUGGAACCGAGGUGCCCCACCCUGUGACUUCGUUUAGUGAUGCACUUGUUGUUAACUUCAUCUCCAACUCGAUCUUCUCGGAGAAGGGGUUCAGGGCCACCUACGCUGCCUCUACCUCAGCCUGUGGAGGGGACCUGCACAUGGAAUCUGGGGCCUUCAACAGCCCCAACUUCCCGGAUGCCUACCCCCCCAACCUGGAGUGCGUGUGGACCAUUACCAGCUCCCCUGGCAACCGCCUGCAGCUGUCCUUCAUCAUGUUCCAGCUCCAGCAGAGCUCAGGCUGUAAUCAUGACUUCCUGGAGAUCCGGGAGGGGAACUCCACUGGCCCCCUGGUGGGGCGCUUCUGCGGCUCCGCCCUGCCCUCCAACUACACCUCGCUGGUGGGGCACGUGCUGUGGGUGCGGUUCGUCUCAGACGGGUCCAUCAGCGGGAACGGGUUCCGGGCCAUCUUCUCACACCUGUAUGGGAAUGAAAUCACCGGCACGUCGGGACAGAUCGCGUCCCCACUCUGGCCGAGGACAUAUCCCAACAACGCAGAUUACCGCUGGACCAUCACGGUAGCCUCCGGCUACUACGUCCGCAUCCGCUUCCUGGACAUGGACAUCGAGGACCUGUAUGACUGUUACUACGACAACCUGAAGGUGUUUGACGGGCCGAACGUCCACGCUUACCCCCUGGGGACGUUCUGCGGCCUCACCCUGCCCCACCCGGUCAGCAGCUCGGGCAGCGUGGUCACGGUCGAGUUCCAGUCAGACUUCACGGUGGGCGGUCGGGGUUUCCUCCUCGAGUGGACCGCGGUGCAGAGCUCAGGGCCUCUGCCUACCAUCGCUCCGGGAGCCUGUGGGGGGGCUCUCAUGCCUGGUGAUACUCCCAUGUUCCUCUUCUCUCCUGGCUGGCCCGAUUUCUAUGAGCCCUACCUGGAGUGCACAUGGGUGAUCCGCUCACCUGACUCCAUCGUGGAGCUCAACGUGCUGUCGGUCGACAUCGAGGACGAUGCCACCUGUUACUAUGACAGUCUGGUUGUCAGGGACGGUGAGACUAACCUCUCCCCGCUGCUGGCCACCAUCUGUGGCCGGGAGUUACCGGGCCCGAUCCACUCCACUGGCGACUCCAUGUUCCUCCGUUUCAACUCUGAUGGCAGCAUCAGUGGGAGGGGCUUCAACGCGUCCUACUCCAAGGGCUGUGGCGGGCUCUUCCAUGCUGACAGGGGGGUGAUCAGUUCCCCAAAAUACCCGGAGAACUACACCCCCAACCUGGACUGCACCUGGCGUGUCAUGGUAACCCCUGGGUUUCGAGUGACUGUCACCUUCCAAACCCCCUUCCAGGUGCAGGGCUUUGGCACUGCCUGCAAUACCGGAGACUACCUAGAGCUGAGGAACGGUCCUGACGCUACUGCCCCCUCCCUGGGGGGCCGCCUUUGCGGGGCCAGCCCCCCCUCAGUCAUGCAAACGACCGACAACCAGCUGUACCUGCGUUUUGUCUCCGACGGUUCCAACGAGGGAAGCGGCUUCAAGCUUACCUUUGAAGCCCACAGUCAGGCAUGUGGAGGUGCCAUCGAGCUGAGCGACUCAGACCCCCCAGGGUACAUCACAUCCCCCAACUACCCCAGCAACUACCCCCAGAACGUGGACUGCAUUUGGGUGAUCACCGUGCCCAAUGGGGAGUCCGUGCAGCUCGAUUUCGAGGACGACUUCUACAUCGAGCCCUCAUCCAGCUGUGCCUAUGACUACCUGGAGGUGCGUGACGGGGCGUCCUCCAAUGGCGACCUCAUCGCCAGGCUGUGCGGCCAGCAGAGGCCGUCCACACAGCACUCGCCAGGCCCAGUCAUGUUCCUGCGCUUCCGCACGGACAGCAGCGUCACGCACAAGGGCUUCAAGGCCAAGUACUCCAUUGCCACAUGCGGGGGCACCUACACCAGUCAGAGCGGCGUCAUCCGCAGCCCGGGGUACCCCAACUCCAACUACCCCGACGGAUCCAGUUGCGAGUGGUACCUGGAGGGCCCCACGGGCCACUACCUCACCCUCACCUACACCGCCUUCGACCUGCAGAGCUCUCCCGGCUGCACCAGCGACUACGUGGAGAUCCGAGAGUACAAUGCUUCCGGUCGCCUCUUGGGCCGACACUGCGGGAACAGCCUGCCCACUGCCAUGGAUACGGGAGACAGCUUCGCCUACGUCAAGUUCGUCAGCGACAGCAGCGGAAACGCCGGCGGCUUCAGCCUGUCCUUCAUGGCCAGCGUGGAAGAGUGCGGAGGGGACCUGAACACGCCCUUUGGGACUAUCUCGUCCCCCAACUACCCCAACCUGUACCCCCACAGCCGCGUGUGUCACUGGAGGAUCACUGUGCCACAGGGCCGCAGGGUCACCCUGACCAUCAACGACCUGCGGCUGGAGGACCACAACACCUGCACCUUCGACUACGUGGACAUCUUCAACGGCCUGGUGGCCAACGCCGCCCACCUGGAGCGCUUCUGUGGGACGGUGAGCGCGGGGACGCAGGUGAAGUCAUCAGGGAACACCAUGACCGUUGUUUUUUCCACUGAUUCCUCCGUGUCCAAUGGGGGCUUCACCGCUGACUACUCCUCCGAUGAGGCUGCAGUGUGUGGCGGGAUCCUCAGCAACCCUGAGGGAGGCAACUUCACCUCGCCAGGCUACGGCGUCAGCAACUACAGCAGCAACCUCAACUGCGAGUGGCUGAUCCAGAACCCACAGCAUGUCAACUCCUCCAUCGUGGUGCUGAUCGAAGACAUGCACCUGGAGCACCACCAGACCUGCGAGUGGGACUACAUUGAGUUCCGCAUGGGCGACUCUAAUGGGGAGUUUCUGGCCCGGUUCUGCGGUCAGACAGCCCCACACAUCCCACUGGUUGUGUUCACUCCUGAGCUCUGGGUCCACUUCCUGUCCGACCAGGCCGUUGUCGACCUCGGGUUCAAGGCUAAGUACUUUUUCUCAGACUGUGGAGGCCUGCAGACCGGAGAGGGAGGCAUUAUUGCGAGCCCCGGUUACCCCAACAACUACCCCAGCCCCAGCCGCUGUGCUUGGCUCCUGGAGGCCCCCGAGGGCCACACCAUCACUCUCACCUUUACCUACUUCCAAGUGGAGGACCACGCCAAGUGCUCAUGGGAUUCCGUCACCAUCAUGAACGGAGGGUCCCCGGGGUCCCCUCUGAUUGGCCAGUACUGCGGAAACGCCUCCCCUGGCACCAUCAAAUCAGGAUCCAACAAGCUGGCCGUGGUGUUCCUGGCUGAUCACAGCGUUUCGAGGGGCGGAUUCCGAGCAACCUGGUCAGCUGACUCCUCAGGCUGUGGAGGGGUCAUCCACGCAGACAGCGGGGGCAUCAAGUCCCCAGGCUACCCCCAGAACUUCCCAGCCAACAGCGAGUGCACCUGGAGGAUCAUCGCCCAUGAAGGAUACCACUUAGAGAUGAGCUUCGACAGUGACUUCCAGAUCCCUGAUUCCAGUGGACAAUGCCAGAACAGCUUUGUCAAGGUGUGGGCGGGUCACCGGGAGCUGGCCGAGGCUCUGCUCGCCACCGGCUGCGGUUCGACUGCCCCAGGACCGGUCAUCGCCCCCUACAACACUGUGACCACCAGGUUCCAGUCCUCCGGCAGCCCUGGCAAAGGCUUCUCUGCCUCUUUCCUGUCACGCUGUGGGGCGAACUUCACUGCUUCCAGUGGCCGGGUGGUGUCUCCCGACUACCCCGCCCACUAUCCCCACCUCUCCAACUGCAGCUACCUCAUCGAUGCUGGUGACCAGUCCGUUGUCGUCAUGGAGUUCCAAACAUUCCAGAUCGAGGCGCACUCCACCUGCCUGUAUGAUGGGCUGAAGGUCUAUAAUGGCCCCUCCCAGACCAGCCCCCUGCUGGCCACUCUGUGCGGCAGCACUAUCCCGGGCCCCUACACCACCUUCGGCCCCAUGCUGCUCAACUUCUACUCCGACUCCAUCAUCAAUGACAACGGCUUCUUGGCGGAGUACAGGGUCAUCCCCUGCGGCGGCGUGUUUAACGGCAGCACCGGGUCCGUCAGCAGCCCCGCCCUCUCUAUCACAAACUACCACCACAACAUGAACUGCACCUACCACAUCGUCGUCGGGGACAACAGGAUCAUCGAGCUCAAGUUCAAUACCUUCCACCUGGAGGCCUCCUCCACCUGUCUCUAUGACUACGUGGCAGUGUUCGAUGGACAGAACACCCUCGCCCCCCUGCUGGGGAAGUUCUGCGGCAGCGCGAUCCCGCCCACUCUCAAAUCCUCGGCCAAUCACCUCUUCAUCGUCUUCAGGACUGACUCGUCUGUGACGGCUCUGGGCUGGAGGGCCACGUACAGUGAGACCUUAGGGCCCCAGCAGGGUUGCGGGGGAUACCUGACAGCUCCCACUGGAACUUUCGGCUCUCCAGACAUAAACCAGGAUGGCAAAUACGAGCCGCGCAUGGACUGUCUGUGGACCAUCGCCAUGCCAACCAACAAAGUGGUCAACCUCACCUUUUCCUCCUUCCAGCUGGAGGGUUCAUCAGGUGCCAUAUGCAGAUAUGACUAUGUCAAGAUCUUUGACGGCGACAACAUCAACUACCCAUUGGUUGGCACGUUCUGCGGCAGCACUGUCCCCUCCCCCUUCGUCUCCAGCAGCAACUUCCUGACGGUGCAGUUUGUCACGGACAGCACAGUGUCCCUCAGUGGCUUCAACGCCACCUACAGGGCAAUCGACAGGAUCUGUGGAGGGAUCCUAAAUGCCACUGACUCUGCCCAGACCAUCACCUCCCCCUUCUAUCCCAACGCCUACCCAGACUACACCUCGUGCCGCUGGACGCUGGACGCCCCCGCGCAGGAGACCAUCAAAGUGUCUGUCCAGCAGUUCCAUCUGCAGCCCAGCCAGAGCUGCGGACAGAACUACCUGGAGAUGAAGGACUGGCCAGGGGGUGAUUAUGGCCAGACGCACAAGUUCUGUGGCACCGAUUCACAUGUCCCCGACUUCUACAGCUACGACCGCACCGUGCAUCUCAGCUUCAAGUCCGACGCCUUCAUGCCCGGGAACGGCUUCAGCCUGACCUAUCAGAUCGCAGGGUGCAGCAGGGUGUAUGAGCAGGCCUACGGGUACCUGAAGAGCCCAGGCUGGCCGGCUGUGUACCCCCACAACCUGGACUGCAGCAUCGUCCUGCGAGCCCCCCAGGGCAGCCCCAUCUCCCUGUUUUUCAACAGCUUCGAUGUGGAAACCCACUCCUCCUGCAACUAUGACUUCCUGGAGGUGCGUAACGGCAGCACAGCCGACGCCCCCCUGCUGGGGAAGUUCUGUGGGAGCGCGCUGCCAAACCCCAUCUUCCCACGGUCCAAUCAGCUCUUCCUGCGCUUCAAGAGCGACUUCUCCAGCGCACGCAAUGGGUUUGAGAUCACCUGGACAUCUUCUCCACAGGGCUGUGGCGGAGUGCUCUAUGGAGACCACGGCUCCUUCACCAGCCCGGACUACCCCGGCACCUAUCCCAAUGGAUCACACUGCGAGUGGAACAUCCGGGCGCCGGUGGGCCGGGUGGUGACCGUCACCUUCGCCCAGAUUAGCAUUGACGACCCUGGCGACUGCCAGAACAACUACCUGAAGCUGUACGAUGGGCCAGACGCCAGCACGCCGCCCAUCGGACCCUACUGUGGGCCGGAGACAAACAUAGCACCAUUCACCGCCUCCUCCCACCAAGUCUUCAUCCAGUUCCAAGCCCAGUCCGCCACCUUGCCGUCCGGAUUCAGACUGACCUGGAGCAGCUGAGAAGGCUCUCCCUCUCGCAUGCACACAAGUGCACAGACACACACACACACACACAUACACUCUCUC